Messenger RNA from Geodia barretti, 1435 nucleotides. Lineage: Eukaryota; Metazoa; Porifera; Demospongiae; Tetractinellida; Geodiidae. The record is from the annotation of a GenBank genome assembly.
UUUUUAUUUGCUGGAGACGCAGGAAAACCACAGGAAUGCUCAGUGCGCCUAGCUAGCUGACAACGACGUCCGGACAGUCGUCAGACUCAGUCGAGUGAGCACAAAGAUGCGCACUGCAUGCAGCUAGCUAUGCAGUGAAGAGCUAAAGAGAGAGCGAAGCGCGUCGUCACGGCUACGAUUUCGCUAAAUUAGACGAUCGCGGCGAAUAGAAAUAUUGAACUCGAGAUGUCGGCCUUCAAGACACCAAACAAGAAACACUCUGGCGACUUUAAGAUCGCCAAAGGCGUUGUGGUCUGCUCGGAAGCGGAGCUUUUCGGAGACAUCACGAUCGGAGGUGGGACGGUGGUGCACCCUAGUGCUCACAUUCUUGCCCAGGGAGGACCUAUUGUCAUCGGAGAGCGUAACCUAAUUCAAGAGCAGGUCACGAUCAUCAACAGCAAAAGGGAAGAUGGGUCCACCCCAACUAUGGUCAUCGGCAAUGGAAACAUCUUUGAAGUCGGAGCCCAUUGUGGGAGUCUGUCGGUUGGUGAUGGAAACACUUUUGAAGCCAAAAGUAGAGUUAGCGAGAGAGUCAAGGUGACGGAUCGUUGUUCGGUGGGUGCUGGGUGCUCUCUGGACAGUCAGGAAACUCUGCCCACCGGGACCGUCCUACACGGCCGGGAAUGCCACAGAUACACCAAGAAGAUACCGACUCAGAACAACAACCAGCAACAGCUGGACUACCUCAUCAAGGUGCUGCCCAACUAUCACCGACUCACAAAAUCAACCGCACCGGCAUCGACUGCUACUCCGAACACCUGAAACUCUGCACUAUUAUUACCGUAUUCAUAGCUAUUGUGAGUCGACAACAUCGAUCAUGCAAGUGAAAUAUUGACUGAUGAAUCAAAAUGGUUUCUAGUGACUGAUGGGUGUACUGGCGUUGCUCAAAUGAACUUGGCUUAUCCCUUCAAACGUUCUUUUCCUUGAGAAACUCCAAUGUAUAUAAAUUCAAUAUCAUAAAAGACAGCGUUGACAUUUUGUAUAUACACUACUCCAUAAAUCUAGCUACAGUGAUUUAAAAGUCAGUUCGUGAUAAAUCAGUUGUGCACUGCUUCGCUACUCGGCUUAUGCUCUUCCUCCGUUGCUGCUGCUGCUUUCUCUUCGAAUGAAACCUGUGGUUCGGGGGAAGUCUUGACAGACUCCCUGGUGUGUUGGUGGCCGUUGGAGGUGGAGCUGGUGUCUGGAGGCGUGUAGACAAACGACUCGGUCAGUUCUUCUGCUGAUUGACCUGGCUUCGUCUUGGGCAGUGUCUGUUCCUUCAUUGGGUAGAGGGGAGGGUGGUCGCUGCCUCUGUUACCGAGUUCCACUGACACUGUAGCAAUAGCCUUGUUCCUUCUUCUGCUGUCCUUGUCCCCAGCUGAGGACACGGAGUAUUCUCGUCUGCCAAACAGGAGAC